AUGGCGGGACCUCCCCGGAAAAAGACGAAGGAUUUUUCAUAUUUUGAAAAAGAACAAUUGGAUAUUGUUUGCUUGCAGGAAACGCAUGUGACUAGGCUCCAUAGGAAAGUGUUAAUCAACAAAAGACUAGGCCAAGAAUUUAUUUCAUCAGACAAAGUGAAGAAAAGAGGCGUAGUGAUUUAUGCAAAGGAGAACCUGUCACCGAAAUUUCUGUUUAAAGAUGAGCAAGGAAGAAUUUUGGCAAUUGAGAUACAAACACAAGGAGAAAAGUUUUUGAUUUUAGGAAUAUAUGCACCAAAUGAGGGGAAAUCGGAAUUUUACAAGAAGCUGCAUGAGAUAAUGCUGGACUAUCUGGACUAUACCAACAUCAUAAUGAUGGGCGAUAUGAAUGGGGUGGUUUCUACUCACAUGGAUAAGUCACAAAAUCAAAAUUUAACUAAAGACGGCAGACUACCUAAAACCUUCUUUGAACUAACUGAUAACAUGGACUUGAUUGAUAUUUGGAGGACAAGGAACCCCUUAGGUAAAGAAGGAACAUUCUUUUCUGAGGCCCACCUAUCAUGGACAAGAAUCGACCAAAUAUGGACAACUAGAGGACUGGCACCUAAGAUCAGAAAAGUGGAAAUCUGUCCAAAGACUUGCUCCGACCAUAAUGCUUUGAAAGUGGAAUUGAGACUUACUCCAACCGGUUCUUUCAGAUGGAAAAUGAAUGACACCCUACUAAGAGAUCAGGAGAUUGUGAAGAAGGCCCAAAAACUUUAA
Podarcis lilfordi (Lilford's wall lizard) is the source of this 762-nucleotide messenger RNA. NCBI's taxonomy places the organism in Eukaryota, Metazoa, Chordata, Lepidosauria, Squamata, Lacertidae. The record is from the annotation of a GenBank genome assembly.